AUGACCGGGCCGCCGUCCUCUUCAUACCCCGGCCAGGUCCCGCCGCCAGCCGCCGUGAUUUCCCCGGAAAACGAGGAGAAAAGCUCGGUUUCGCCCGAAACUUCGCCGGCUUCGUUCUCCAUCUUCCGGCCGCCAUUUUUGGCGAUCAAGGGAUUACCAGGAUCGUGUAGGAUUCGACGGAUCUUAAAACGGAGUCCCGGAUACUCCGGAAAUACCAACCCUGAGGUUAGGGUUUUAGUAACCGUCCGAUCGUGCGAUCGUGAGCGAUCCGACCGUCCGAUCUGGACCAAACUUGCAGGACGUGCAUCCUAG
This is a messenger RNA of Prunus armeniaca (apricot), 312 nucleotides long. Lineage: Eukaryota; Viridiplantae; Streptophyta; Magnoliopsida; Rosales; Rosaceae. The record is from the annotation of a GenBank genome assembly.